Molecule: messenger RNA, 3467 nt
Organism: Biomphalaria glabrata
Lineage: Eukaryota; Metazoa; Mollusca; Gastropoda; Planorbidae
Exons: 14
Coding region: 1636-2577 (313 amino acids)
Source: RefSeq, a predicted model, not a curated record
UUUUUUUUUAGCCGACAAUGGCGAUAUACUACUAUGCACAAACCUCUGUUUCAUUGUAAACGUCUUGUAAUUUGUGUUUGAAUCUCGGGAUUUAUUUAUUUCUAUUUAUAACAUAUGUAAUGCGAUUAUGCGUUUUGCGUUUAGGCGAAUUCCACUGCAACUGUAAUUAUAAAAUAGCGGUUAAUUUGCCACUUAAUCCAGACUUCGGAAAAAAUGUCUUCGCUGUUUAAUAUGGUAAGACUAAAUUGUUGCUUACAUUUCAUGUAUGUCAUCACUGCUGUAGCGAUUUUUGUUUCUUAUGCUGAAGAGUUUAAAAAAAGUAAGUAUUGUGAUGCUUCUAUACAUUCAUUAAAACUUAGCGUUAUUUUUUUAAAAUGUAAUCAUUUAACUUUUUUAUUCUUUAGUUAUUGAAAUUUUAUGUCUAAAAGAUUUAUUUCAGCCUUUUUUCAAACUGUUGGGGUGCUCCACUAGUGUAGCUGGAGGUCCUCUCUAGGAGAGGGGGUCGCAGAUCUAAUCAGGAUGAAAUAUUGCACAAUUAUUCAUUUCUUUUAAAAUUGAGAAACAAUCGAAAAAUUGAACUAGUAUUUAGAUUUUUAUAUAGAAUAUAAUAUGGAAUACAAACCCACCAGACCAGAGAAUGUGAUUGUAGAUAAGUGGAGAUAAGCUUUAGGUAGAAGAUUAAAUGUUAAGAAUUGAAAGCUAGAGUAAAAAAAUAUCUAAAUGUUAGUGUUACGAUCAUAUGUAAGAUUGUAUGUUGAUGUGCAUGUUAUAUCAAAGAUUGUAUGUAUAUUAAUGAAUUAUAAAGAAAACUUUGUGCAGGAUUUGUUAAUUAAUGUUGUCUUAAUCGCUAUUUUUACAAAUGGUUUCCUAUCAACAACAAAAAAAAAAUAAAAAACAAUAACAAAACAAAAAUUAAACUACUAUACAAUGAAUUUCUCAACGGUAAUAUAUAAGGGCGUAACUAAAUAAUAUGCCGGUUUGUAGCAUUUUCCAUGAACUCAAUAUAAGCUUGGAUUUUUUUUUAAAAGUAUUUUUUAAUAUUUUGAAUAUGUAUAUAGGAAAUUAAACUGGCAGCAGAUGGCAUCUGAAAGAGACAGUUGGAGAGCUUUAACAAACAUUUGAGACUCAAAGAAAAGCCAUUAUUGAAGACAGGCGCAGAAGACUUAAAUUAAAUAGGCUACACCGCCAGCGGAGCGGUUAUGUCUGUAUAAAUGCAGGAAAAUAUAUACGUCGCAACUGGGUUUGCAUUGUCUUGUGAAACACUGCACCCAUCUUUAAUCUUCGGAAUCGAAGUUAAUAUCGUUAUUAUUAGUAUCUUCAAUUACUCAGGAGAUAUUUGUGUUUCUUGUUCGGGCGUAUUUACAUAUGCCAGUUUGGUAGGCAAAACACGCAAUACAAAAUUUUAAAAAUGCGAAAGACCAAGUCAAGAAUUCAACAAAUAAAAUUAAACUGGCAAAGCCUGGGGUCAUGCUCCCUCUGUCGAUGCAAGCGCAAAGCAUAAUUUAGAAUUAAGAAGAAGCUUUAACAAGAUUGCACUCUGUAAUUAGCAAUAAAUGUCUUUCUCUGUGUAACAUCAUCGAAGGAUACCACCAUCAUUUGCAGGCCUAUUGUUCAAAAGUUUGGAAGAGUCACACCAUGAAGCCGAAAGUUUUCUUGCUGCUGACUGUUACCUCACUUUUUGUGAGAGUCCAAAGCCUGUCAGUUUCGUUUGAGGAAACUAAUCGAGUUGAGAAUAGUGUUUCAUUGAAAUGUAGAUGGGAAACUCAAGCUAAUGAAGAACCCACAGAAGUAUUUGUGUACAAAAACAGCAAGUUGUAUUAUCAGUGUUCUCUUGGCCAAUCAGAUGUCAGUAUCUGUUCAGCAGAAGAAAUAUCUCCAAGCCGAUUCUCUUAUUUUUAUCAGGAAUCUGAAAAUACCAUUAGGGUCAACAUAAAGAAUAUGAUCAGUUCUGACAGUGAUUUUUAUUCUUGCUAUGUGAAACAACGCAAUGCAACUAUUUCUGGACAAACAUUAUAUUUGCCUUUGAGAAGAGAUAUUACUACGAGCAUCACAACGUCGGCUGUCACUAAACUUAUUGACACAACACCAAAAAUCACAGCUACACCUGGUACUAAGUUUACAAACACAACACCAACAAUCACAGCUUCACCUGAUACUAAGUUUACAAACACAACACCAAAAAUCACAGCUACACCUGAUACAAAGUUUACAAACACAACACCAAGAAUCACAGCUUCACCUGAUACUAAGUUUACAAACACAACACCAAAAAUCACAGCUACACCUGAUACAAAGUUUACAAACACAACACCAAGAAUCACAGCUUCACCUGAUACUAAGUUUACAAACACAACAACAAACAUUGCAACUUCACCUUUCACUAAGCUUACAGGAUCAACUACAGCUCAAACUGAAACUAAUAGCCAAGACACUUCUUCAGUCCUGAUUUACAUUGUUGCCAGUGUUGCAAGUACUGGAUUAGUAAGCCUAAUAGUUGGAGUCAUUUGUUUCUUUGUGAUUAGGAAAUAUCGAACCAAAAAGACUUUAACUCUGCAACAGAUUCAGCAGUCUAACUAAUUAUCUUAUGGUCAAAAACUGUCAAGGAACAUUAUAAGUCUAUUUAAUUUUAAUUUAGACUUUUUGAUUUGUUACAUAUUAUUAUCUUUAAUUAUGUCAAUUUCUUUUAUUUUCAAAGAUAUAUAACAUAUGGAAACUUCAAGCCUGGUAAAUAGAAUAUCAGAAAACCCCAUUUUUUUUUUUUUUUUUUGGUUUUCACUCCGAAUAAGGGAGUUCAGAGUAAUGGAAAUAACAGAAAAAACUAAUACAUUUUUGCUUUCAAAUGACAUUUUUUUAAUGUUUCAAUAUGUUAAAUUUAUCUCAGAGAUAUAAUUUUACAUUUUAGUACAACUCUUUUUAGUUUACAUGCUUAAAAAUUACAAAACCCUACUAAACAGCACUAAGAGGGCAUUUAAAUUUUCAAACAAAAUCCACUUUUCUUUCUAUAAUUUUACAUGAAACAAAAAAACUAUAUUUACUCUCUAUUAUAUUAUUGUAAUGUGGCAUGUAUGGACACAUUCAGACAGUAGGACAAAUCAGCUUUUCAGCUCAAGCUAGCUGUACUGUCAGCAAUUGCUCAUUCUAAUCAAGUCUUACAUUAAACAGAAUGCUUUUAAAAUGCAUUUCUAAGUUUGUAAUAUUUGUAUUCUAACUGAUUUUUAAGACUCUAUCUUUUAGUUAUUGUUUUGUUUCAUACCUUGUUAUUGUUACUACUACCAGUAUUAGUUAAAAACAAAUGCUAAGCAUAAGCUAAAACUUCAACUGGAUUUUCCAUUACAUCUGUGGUAUGUAAAUACAUUUUUUCAUGUGCAUUUAUUGAUGAAUGUAAGGUGAAUAUGUUAUAAUCAUAGUGAAUAUGUCUACAAUCCAAGGCAUAUUAUUUAUAUAUAUAUAUAUACAUUAACUUAUAG